AUGCCGGGCGUGGGGGCGAUCGGGGCGCGGUGCAGGCACCGGCCGCGCAGGAGCCCCAGGAAGAGCCCCAAGGCGGAGCCGGGCCAGGCCGGGGCCGCCAUGGACGCGGCGAUCUGGAUCUACCAGUUCCGGCUGAUCGUGCUGGGCGACUCCACCGUGGGCAAGUCCUGCCUCCUGCACCGCUUCACCGAGGGCCGCUUCCCGGGGCCGCUGCACUCCGAUCCCACCGUGGGGGUGGACUUCUUCUCCCGGCUGGUGGAGAUCGAGCCUGGCAAGAGGGUCAAGCUGCAGCUCUGGGACACGGCGGGGCAGGAGCGGUUCAGAUCAAUAACACGCUCUUACUAUCGCAAUUCUGUGGGUGGCUUACUAGUGUUCGACCUCACAAAUCGACGAUCUUUUGAACAUGUGAAAGACUGGCUAGAAGAAGCAAAAAUGCACGUGCAGCCCUUUCAGAUUGUGUUCCUAUUAGUAGGGCACAAAUGUGACUUAGUGUCACAGCGUGAGGUUACAAGAGAAGAAGCUGAAAAGCUGUCAUCUGACUGUGGUAUGAAAUAUAUAGAAACUUCAGCAAAAGAUGCCACAAAUGUUGAAGAGUCCUUUACAAUUCUUACACGAGACAUCUAUGAACUUGUAAAAAAUGGAGAAAUCUCAAUACAAGAUGGAUGGGAAGGUGUCAAGAGUGGCUUUGUUCCAAAUGUUGUCCAUUCGUCAGAAGAAGCUGUAAAGCCCAGAAGACAGUGCAUCUGCUGAAUUUGUAGCAUGCCAAAGAGCCCAUGGGGUGUUCAGAAGAUGAUGCCAACCUAAAUAACAGAAUAAUGGUUUUGAAACAGUAUUAGAUCAUGAUAUAGCUGAAUCAUAGAACAGUAAUUUGGUUUUGUAUCCUUCUGUCUAGGUCAUAAUUCAUAAAACUUUAAGUGCUUUUUUUCUUUACAGAGUUCAAUAACUUUAUGUGGUCUUCAGAAAAAGAAAUUAUAUAUUGCUAAAGGGAAGACUAUGGCAAGACACUGAGAAAGCGCAAUAAUCAUCAUGACAACAUCCUCGCUUGGGCUUUGUAUUUUGAAUACUGUUUAAAAUUCAAGGCUUGAUAGGUGAGGAUCAGAUGACCUCAUUACUUUUGUUCGUCCUGCCUUAGCUUUGGACAAGCAAGUAUUACACUUUUUUAAUGUGAUUCUUUACUCAAGUGCAGGGUUGCUAAUGACUAUUAAAGUUUAGAAUGCUGUAGAAUUUGAUAAGAAAGAUAACUCUAAAGAAAGCAAACUGAAAGAUUGCUCCAAUAGCAAACACUUUUGAUAUGACUAUGAAUACAAGCCUUACUAAAGAAAAAGAAUGUUUUAGAAAAGAUUAUUUAUUUGUAUACAAAAAUGGGGAAUAGAAACAAUGGAAUUUAUUAUUAAAUAUUUUCUGAAUUGCCAAUGAAACUAAACAUAUGAUCCGGCUGUUAUUUGGCUUAUAUACAAAACAGAUUUCCCAACCACUGGACAUACAUUUCGGUGACCAGAUUCUCAGCUGGGUAAUUAUCAUAGUCACACUGAUGCCUAAGGAAUUAGGCUAAUUUACACAAACAAAUUCCAUAUUAGCUUUAAAAAAUGAAUUUACUUCUAACUAGAAGUAAAAAUAAGUUAAAAAGUGCUGCAACCCAUGGGGACCCAGGCCUUAAAUUUGAAUAGAGCAAGGACUGUUUUAUUCUUAGCCAGCAAAUGUUACACCAUUGUCUAAAAUAGGAAGGUUUUAAACUAAAACUGUUAUGAGUAGAGCAUUCAUAGAGGAAAGAAUUUCUAAAAUAAUGUUUGGGUACAGAGAGCAAAGUUAGAGAACCCCUAUUCUAAGAAAGCUACCCAUAAUAGCUUUUAAUAACAAGAAUAAUAGGAGAAAUCUGUGAACAUGUAGCAUUUACUGAGCUUGAGGUCAUCUUCCUACUCCUCUGAAUAUAACACACACUAGCUUUAUGCAAACUAGGUCUAGCACUUAAAUACCAAAUAAAUCUAUUUCUAUUUUAUUGUAGUAGUAUAAAAGAUAACUCGAUCUUCAGAGUUGAUAAGCAUCUACAGUUUAUCUGGGCAUAAUCAUAACCACUGAAUAUCAAGACAGUUUUCUUCAUAUAAAGGUGUGUUAUCAUGUACAGUACUCCAUUUUCAAGUUCAGACAACAAGUCUAUCUAAUCUAGUUUUUGUUUUCAACAAACAUAUAAUUGGGUUUUCCUCGAGUUACUUUUAGGUUCUUUUACAAUAAUUUAUUUAAUAUUCCAUAGCAUAGAGACAGGUUGUUUGGUUCCAGUUACUUUAUACAUUUAGGGCUACUAAAAUUAUUGACUUUGAAGACAACUGAAAGGUUAAGUUUUUCUAUAGCCUGAGUCUUGCACUGAGGCACAGUUACACUGUCAUGGAAUGAUACAGAGGCCUUAAUAUAAGGAAUCAGCCUUAAUUCAUUAGCAAUUAAAUCAGUUAGUUAAUUCUAGUCUCAAUGUGCCACAGUGAUUACUGCAAGCCUGAUUCUCUAUUAAAGUGCAUAUAUUAGUAAUUGACACCAAAUCAACUUUGAUUUGAGGGCAUUUUAGGCCCUCUUUACAAAGUAAACAUGACUAUAGAUGCCAAAAGGUAGUGCAGAAUCAGGCUGUGUGCGUUUGACACUGAUUCCCUUAUGAUACUAGGCCCAUGUCGUGUAUCUCAGAUCUUCUCUACAUUGUUUAAGAGGACAGAAUGGGCCAAGAUAUAAAUCAGUGGCUGGGGAGUCAACAGACCCAAAGUCUACCAUUGGUUCAUCGUGUGUCUCUGAGAAAGGCAUUUACAUUUUCUGUGCCUCACCUUCUGUAAUUUAAAUAUAGAGAUGAUUGUUCUUCCUCAAAUUCACAAAGACUGCUGAGACCUGAUCAGACUAUGAUUUUCAGUCUGGAAUCUAUCCUCUGUGUGCUACCUGUUGUGGAGUGUUUAGCAUCAUGAGAUGUGAAUGCUGGUUUCUUCUGACAUACCUAAAUUAAUUAAAAAAGAAAAAAAUGAUAAGUGCCAGGUAUUGCUAUUACUAUGAAUCAACAUUUCUUUACACAUUUCAUUAAAUUUGGAUUAAAUUCUUUUAUCUUAAAUUUUUCUUCCUGAAUACUCUGGAGACAAUGAGCUUUUCAUUCUGUAUAAAAACAAUUGGGUGUGUUGGGGGGGAAAAGACUGGGAUAAGAGGAGAAUGGAAGGGAGGUAUGCACAGAGAAAUAAACAAUCAUCGGAACAGAGCCUUAACCUCUACUGUCAAUAUUGUACCUGUGAUGUUACAUUUAUUACACUGGGAAUAGAGCUUUUAACCAGAUUCAACUGUGUAAGGAACUGGUAUUGUCAAUGCAACUAGAAGAGAAGUUCACUGCAUUUUAAAGUACUGUGCACAUAGUUGUUUUAUUUGUAAUUCCUAAAAAUGUAGAUUAACAUGUACUUUCAUACAUUGUCUGUCUUUAUGAUAUAUUAAACCACUACUGUACCUUCUCA
Messenger RNA from Corapipo altera (White-ruffed manakin), 3464 nucleotides. RefSeq names its product RAB39A, member RAS oncogene family (gene RAB39A). The coding region runs from base 1 to 750 and encodes 249 amino acids. The record is from RefSeq and is a predicted model, not a curated record. The transcript is spliced from 2 exons. Gene Ontology annotation, molecular function: GTP binding; GTPase activity. Gene Ontology annotation, biological process: Rab protein signal transduction. NCBI's taxonomy places the organism in Eukaryota, Metazoa, Chordata, Aves, Passeriformes, Pipridae. Gene Ontology annotation, cellular component: Golgi membrane.